CAUCCAACAAUAUAUAUCGAUAUAUUGAUAUGCCAAUUUAUAUCAUCCCUAUCUUGCAUUUAUUUGCCUUUUGCUGGUAGUUGAAAUUUCAAGAAAACCGAGAUUGUUAAAUAUACCAAAUUAGAACGUUUUACAGAGAAAAUAACAUAGCAGCAAUGCUGCAGUUUAAUAUUAAUUUUAUUAAACACGCUGACGAUAACUUUUGAGGCAAAAUUCAAUGCUUAAUCAGUAGAGAGACACGGAGAGAAAAUCCGACCGACCGACCGACCGACCGACCGACCGAACCAGGAGACGGAGAGUAGGUGGAGCGUAUAGCCACCAUCCACACGACGCCCACCAAUAGAGGCACCGCCACAGACACCAACAACCACACACAAAACGAUAUAGAGAAAGAGAGGAGCAGAAGCAGCAAGAGCAACAACCAGCAGGAGGGAGCAGAAGCUUCCGGAGCGGCGAGGCGCGAGGCGAAAGGCGAUUCCCGCCCGAGCCCGAGCCGGAGCCGGAGCCCGGGCCAUCGCCAUCGCCAUGAAGGUGGACACGGUAAAGCUGAAGAAGGGCUCUUCGGAGCUGACUUCCGAGUGCCGCGAACUGAUCGAUGAGCUGACAAAGCGAAGGACACGCGCGGAGUUGCUCGAGUUUCUCGACAAAAUCCACGUGUGGAUCUACGGCAAGUGCGAGCUCUAUCACUGGAUCGAGAUACUCGAUCGUUUCGACAAGAUUCUGGAUGAGGCAGCCCGACAUGUGAAUUCCAAUGAAUUUGUGCUCCAAUGCGACACACAAUUCCACUCAACGGUAGGUCCACCCACGGACGUUACACUGCUGCUGCAUGUGCUCAACUUUACGACACUCCUGAUCGAGCACUCGUUCUCGCGGCAUCUGUACAACUCGAUCGAGCAUCUGACGCAGCUGCUCUCUUCACAGAACAUGGACAUUGUCCUGGCGGUCCUCAAUCUGCUGUACAUGUUCUCGAAGCGCAGCAACUUUAUACCGCGCCUGCCCUUCGAAAAGAAGGAAUUGCUGAUUGUUAAAUUGUUCAACAUAGCAGAGCGGUGGGGCGACCCAAACUAUGGCCUCUCGCUCAAGGACUGCUGCAUUGGCGAGCCAAAGCUGGAGUUUCUCUAUCAGCUGUGCAUCGACUAUGUGGACGAGCACGGCCAUGCCGCCCAGCUGGAAAUCCCUGACAUGAUGGACCUAUGCCACACGGCAUCGGCACCGGAUGUGAUCAAAACGAUUGCCGGACAGAUCUCAAAGCCCAGCGAGGCAAUAAAGAUGCGCAUUGCUCAUCGCGUGCGUCUCAUUUCUGGAUUCAACAACUACAAGCUGCGCCUGCAGUUUGUCCAGGCCCGCCUGCAGGCCGUCUCCAUUCUGAUCUACUCGAACGCCCUGCAGGACAACACGGACAAGGUGCUGUACCCGGGCUUCGGCGAAGAGCUCUGCGAGCUGAUCGACAAGGAGGACGUGAUCCUGGUGGAGAUACGGGCCGCCGUCUUGCGCACCCUCACAUCGAUGCUGCACUUUGAUCGCAAUCCGAAUGUGCCCAGCAGGGCCGGAUCGCGGCUAAUGAAGAUUGUCCAUUACACAGGCGCCGAGCGUCAGGGCGGCACACUGCCGCUCCUGGUGCGCGACUGCAUUAACAAUCUGACGACACACGGGCUCACGGAGCGCUACCCCCUGAUCCUGGCCACGUCGCUGUUCUCGCUGCUGUACCAUCUGGCCAGCUACGAGCUGGGCGGCUCCGCCCUCGUGAAGAGCGGCAUGAUGCAGUCCCUGCUGUGCGUCAUCAGCUGGCCAGGCGUGGACCUGGAGCACAUAACCUUCGUGACGCGGGCCGUGCGGGUGAUUGAUCUGAUCACGAACAUCGACAUUGCCCGCUUCCACCAGAACAACGGACUGAACGUGUUCAUCGAUCGCCUCGAGAAGGAGAUCAAGAGCUGCUGCAAGGCUCUGGCGGACAUCGGCAUCACCCUGAAGGAGUCCACGCUCAGGGACGAGGACGGGAAGCUGGACAUGUCGCUGGACCUAGUGGAUGCGGACAUUGAAGAGGGCAGUGGCUCCUCCCCGCAUCGCGACGCUUCCGAUGAUCGCCUGGGAGGCGGCACUCUCGACGAGGAAGACGAGGAUCAGGAGGGGGACGAGGGGGAGGAUCAUGAUCUCGACCUGGAGGCGGCCGGACCCAGUGGUUCCAGCAUCAUGGCCGUCGCGCCCGUCGUCGGCGGCAGCGAUGAGGGCGCCGAGGGCAGCGGAGCCGCAGGCAGCAGCAGUGAUCGUGCCGAUCCUGCCGACGCAGGCCUCGCCGUGGUCGUGUAUCCGGCCAACAGCUACUACGCCCGUCCUCUGGCCGAACGGAAGGCCGAGCUGUCGCAGGCCCUGCUGCCGCCGAGCAGCGUCCAGCCGAAGAAGCCGUCGUGCGUGACGCAGCGCGCGGCGCUGCUCAAGUCGAUGCUGAAUUUCCUCAAGAAGAGCAUCCAGGACCAUGCGCACUUCAGCAACAUGCGCAACAUCAUGGAGACGUCGCUCACGCAGUCGCUGCGGCACAUCAUCGCGAACGCCGAGUACUACGGGCCCUCGCUGUUCCUCCUGGCCACCGACGUGGUCACCGUGUACGUGUUCAACGAGCCCUCGCUGCUCUCCUCCCUCCAGGAUCUGGGCAUCACCAGCGUCAUGCUGAAGGCCCUCCUCCAGAAGGACGUCCCAGCGACGCGGGAGGUUCUCGGCUCCCUGCCCAACGUCUUCUCCGCGCUGUGCCUGAACGAGCGCGGCCUGUUCGAGUUCCUCUCGUACGAUCCGUUCGACAAGGUGCUCAAGGUGCUGCUCUCCCCGGACUAUCUGGUGGCGAUGCGCAGGCGCCGCUCCUCCGAUCCGCUGGGCGACACGGCCACCAAUCUGGGCAACGCCAUGGACGAUCUCAUCAAACACCAUCCGUAUCUGAGGGCCGAUGCCACCGAAGCGAUUGUCCGGCUGCUCAACGAGCUGGUGCGCCUUGGCUCCGAUCCCUCGUUCAUCUGCUGGCGGGCCAACAAGGAGAGCAGCGGCUCCGGCUCCGGCAGCGGCGGCUCCCAUGGCUCUCAUGGCGCCCACGGUGUCCUGCCCUCGGUCGCCGGAGGCGCCCCCAUGGUGAUGGUGGCGGGGGCAGGCGGAGGCACCGUCUCCGUGCUGCAGAGUGCGGCCAAUGACAACAACAACGACAGCAGCGGCGACGACGACGACGACGAUGACGAGAUGAGCUCCGCCUCGCAGCAACAGCAGCACCAGCAGCCGCCACAGGGAACAGGAGUCGUGGUCGGAGGAGUCGGCGUCGGCGUCGGAGUCGCCGCAGUAGUGGCCUCUACAUCACGUGGCAGCAGUGCCGCACCACAGACACCAGGCGGAUCGACUGGAACAGGAACAGGAACUGGAGCAGGAACUGGCGGAACGGCAGGAGGAUGCCCCACCGUGGCCAGCACUUCUUCGGCUACGUCUUCGUCCGCGGCUCUGGUCCGCGCCUCUGUGGCGCCGCCCGAGCGCGAGGCCAUACCACUGAUCGACUACAUCCUGAACGUGAUGAAAUUCAUCGAAGCGAUCUUCAGCAACAGCCCGAACGGCGACCACUGCCGCGAGUUUGUCCUGCACGGCGGCCUCAAGCCCAUCCUGCAGCUGCUGUCGCUGCCCAAUCUGCCCGUGGACUCGCCCGUCUCCACCACGUCGCAGGCGGUGGCGAACGUCUGCAAGGCGAUCCUCAGCCAGGCGCAGGAGACGAAGGUGCUGGACGUGGCCCUCAAGCAGCUGGCGGACAUUGUGGGCAAGCUGAAGCCCCUCAUCAAGCACUUCACCUUUCCGGGCGGGAGCGUGCUGCUCGCGGAGCUCGUGUGCUGCCAGCGGCUGGAGGACGGCUUCGCCAAUGCCGAGUACACGCCUAUCCUGCACAACAUGAGCUUCGUCCAUGGGUACGUGGUGAUGCUGGUGCACCUGUGCCGCAACGCCUCCACCGACAUGCGGGCCAUUCUCCUCAAGCGCUGGGGCGUCAACCGCGAGACCGGAGUCCAGCUGCUGCAGCAGCUCGUCCAGCUCUACAUUUCGCUGGUGUGGGAGAGCACCAUUCUGCUGAAUCUGUGCUCGGACGAGCCCACCCAGCAUCCGGAUCUCAUCUGGGACGAGAUUGCCGCCCAGAUGUCGGCGGCCGCCGGCACCGCCGAUCCCCUCACGGAGGCGGAGCUCUCCCGCAAGCUGGAGCGCGCCGCCGAGUUUCGCACAAAGUACACGCCCGAGGAGCAGUUCCGGUACAUCAAGAGCCUGCUGGCGGCCAGCUCCCGGCUGGGCCGAGCCCUCGCCGAGCUGCUUGGGACGCUCGUGAAGCUGUCGGUGGGCUCGCCGCAGACGCGCCAGCGCCGGAUCAACGAUCUGAUCAGCAACAUAAACAAAGUUCCUACCCCGGAGGCGCGCGAGAUAGCGCGGAUACUGAGCUCCAUUCUGGUGAACGGCUUCAGCCACGAGAGCAUCCUGCCGAAGCCGGUGCCCAAGCUGAAGCUGACGUUCCUCAUCUGCUCGGUGGGCUUCACCGGGCCGAUGCUGUUCGACGACAAGCGGAGCGCCUUCCACCUGAUGAUCUCGCAGUUCUGCGCCGAGAACGGCCUCAAGGCCUUCUUCGAGAUGUUCUACUGGGCGCUGUCGCUCGACGCCGAGUCGACGAAGUUCGAGUUCAAGCAGUGGGCCUCCAUGGAGGACCUGAUGCAGUCGCACGAGGACGACAAGCGCGACUGUCCGGAGGGGACCGGCGAGUUCCUCGACGCCUGGCUGCAGCUGCUCGAGAAGAUGGUCAAUCCGCGGGCGAUGCUCGACUCGCCCUACACGAUGAGUCCACGCCUCAACUACAUGCCCGACACGGUGCCCUUCGAGCCCGUCUUCUAUCUGAUCCACAUCCACCAGCUGGCGAUGCAGGCCCUGCGCCGGAUCUGGGCCCGGCGGCCCAUCGCCAACUACGGGGCCAGCAUGUUCGAGACGAUGAUCCUCAUCGUCAAGCACCUGGUCAAGUCGCACGCUACCCUGCUGGAGCGCUACCACACGCGCCUGAAGGAGAUCAAGUUCGAGAACCUCUACAUCCGCAGCACCGACGACGGCCUCAACGUCGAGCACAUCAAGACGCUGACGGACAUGGGCUUCACCCACUACCACGUGGUGGAUGCCCUGCGCAACAACGGCUCCCUGGAGGAGGCCACCGACUAUCUGCUCAACAAUCCGGAGGCCAGUGCGCAUGCCACCACGAGUGCUGCUGCUGCCGGUGCCGCUGCUGGUGCCGGUGCCGCUGCUGGUGCUGGUGCUGGGGCCGGUAUUAAUAUCCCCACAGCACCGACAGCGCCCACCCCGCCGCCCUCUGCCAUGGAGAUCGGCAUGGACGGACCGGGCAUGGAGGGGGGCGAGUCCUCGGGCGGGGGUUCCGGCUCGACCAUCAGCCUGGGCCCCACCCCGACGCCCACGUUCAGCCAGUACAAGUCGGGCGGCAAUCCCUCGAGCUACGACUACAAGCAUCUGAAGCUGAUGCCGCCGAUGAUCUUCGACCGUUUCUGCGACGAGGCCAUCUCGCGCGCCUUCGAGUUCAUGGAGGCCAUACCGGACGUCGUGAACAGCGCCUCGGACCUGAUCGCGGUGCUGUACAGGCGCCACAACCACCUGAACAAGCAGGUCUUCGUCACGAACUUCGUGCGCAACAUCAUCCAGUGGGUGGACUUUACGCUGCAGCUGUUCGAGAACCCGCGGCUGCCGGGCGCCACCGCCCGCGGCACGCGCCUCGAGGAGUGCCUCACGGGCAUGACGGCCACCCGGCUGUUCGUGCGCCUCAAGACGUCGACGCUGCUGCUGGACGAGAACUUCAGCGACAUGCACAGGCCCCUCGUGGAGGCGAUCAACGCCCAGGACGCGAUGGUGUCGCUGGUCAAGCUGCUCGACUGCAUGGCCCAGUGGAUGAUGGAGCAGUCGGAGAAGCCGCAGGCGGAGCGCAUCACAGUGCCCCGCUGGGUGCAGAACCUCGUCGACCUGAUCGACGCCAUCGACAGCAUCAGCCACAUUCUGCAGCGCAAGUCGAACAUGCGGGCGGUGUGCAGCGACGUGUGGCGCUGGUACGACGCCUCCACGGGCAAGUGGAACGCCUACUCGGACGCGAACAACGACCUCAUCCGCAACGCCUACAACUCCGGCGAGCGCUGGCUGCACAUCAACAUCGGGCGGCAGCGGUGCACCGUCUCCUUCAACUGCAUGACGCAGGUGAGCGAGGCCUCCGGCAGCCAUCGGCCGGUCUUCCCGGCCCUCAAGCUGAGCGAGGCCAUCUCCAAUCUGAACAACCCGGUGGCGGCCACCAAGGUGGAGCAUCUGCUGAAUCGCGUCUUGCGCACAGCGGCCGACGGCCAGGGCACCACCCACACGGACGAACUGAUUUCGCUGCGGCAUCUGAUGACCUUCGGCGAGGGCCAAAACACGACCCCCACGAUGGUCCAGCCACCAGGCACAGCCACAGCCACAGCUACAACGGCAGGGGCAGCGGCAGGGGAAGGGCCAGCGGCAUGGGCAUCGGCAAGGGCAACGGCAACGGCAGCAGGCACCAGCGACGAGACCUCCAAUGAAAGUGGAGCCAACUCUUCGAUGGGGGGCGGGGGGGCCAGAGCACGUACCCGCUCGCCGCCCGCCUCCGCACCAAUGACGACACGCAGCAAGUCCCGGCAGAAGAGCGCCGCCGCUGCGGCGGCCGCCAAGGCCAAGACAUCGACGACGUCGGCCACGACAUCGUCGGCGGCCUCCACGGCCACACCCUCGAUACCCAAGCGCACGCAGAGGAUCCUGCUGAGCGAGGAGAACGUGGGACUGAGCAAAUUCGACUGCGCCCGGAUCAUUGGGAGCAUUGUGUCGCUCCUGCAGCCCCCGAACCUGCUGCAGCACGAGACGAAGCUCUCGCUGCUGCGCCUCUGCGCGCGUCUGACGCGCAACUACGAGAACGCCCAGACAUUCAUACGCUGCGGGGGCGUCAAGAUGCUCCUGCAGCUGCAGCAGUCGUGCAGCUUCAUGGGAUUCCCGACGUACGCGAUCAUCAUCCUGCGGCACGUGCUGGAGGCACCGCCAGUGCUGCAGGAGGCCAUGGAGCGGGUCCUGGGGAUGCGUGCCGCCGGCAUAGUGCCCGUGGGACAGCGCGAUUUGAUCUUCGUGCUCACCCAGGUGUCGACGGCGGUGUCGCGCAACCCGCAGAUCUUCGUGGCCGCCGCCAAGGAGAUGCUGCGCGGCGAGUACCUCAUGAACUCGAACAGCUCGAGCGGCAAUGCCCUGGCGGACGAGGCCCGCGUGAUGGUCAAGUCGAAGUUCGGCCAGCAGCCGACAGCCGCCUCCGGGGGACCCAAUCCGCAGACACCGGCCCCGGCCCCGCCCGCCAAGGAGGAGAUGUGGGAGGACCCGAUGGUCCAGUCGGCCGUGUCCGUGCUCAAGGAGCUGCUGCUGGCCCUGGUCCAGCCGUGCUGCCACUACACCAAAGCCAUUCCCACGAGCGACCAUCCCAAGGCGGCGGCAGAGCCCCCGCCUCAAACGGAGGAAGGGCUUCCCGGCGCCCAGCCACAAUUUGGGGCCAUGGAAGAGGACGAGCCCACACAUGAGCAGCAGCAGGCUCAGCCCCAGGCACAGGCACAGCCACAGGCAUCGACCAGCGGCAGCAAGAAAGGAGGUGCAGGUCCUGGAUCGGCGCCUGCCCCUGCUGCCGCUCCCGCCGCUGGUGGCGCUCCUUCGGGGGAUGGCAAGUACGAGCCCUGCUGCUGCACCUGGCACGUGCCCACCGCCGUGCACACCCACUCGAAGCCGACAAUCUCCCGUGCGACGCUCCUCAAGCUGCUGGCAGACGCCACACGGGCCUACCAGUCGCUGCUGCCCAGAGUGCUGCUCGGGCACGUGUACACCCCGGCAGACAGUCCGCUGAUCGAGGGGCCCCAGAUGACGUUCAUGGCCGUGCUGAUGGACCGCUUUCUGCCCAUCACGAAGCGCCACCACGUCCCGGAGGUGAGCACCAUGGCCCGUGUGCUCAUCUGCUCGCUCUCCGACUGCUACCAGGUGCCUGGAGUGCAGGUGCAGGUCGCGGAGGAGCUGCACGCGGCGGUGGCGCGGGCGCUGGCCCAGCCGGACUCCUCGGAGAAGCAUACGCGCCUGCAGGUGCUGAUGAGCCUCUUCCCGAACCUCAUCGAGGCUCCGAUGCUGUUCGACAAGGUGCACAUGCACCGCAACAACAUGUACCGCGUCCUGCUGCGGCAGGGCGUCAUGACGUACCUCACCAAGAUCGCCCAGUACAAGGAUCUGUCGAACCACAACACCCUCAGCACCCUGGCCUCCAUCCUGCGGCCCAUGGAGAUCCUGCUGCGGUUCAGCGUCUCCACCACGACCCUCGGGUCGAAGCGGAUACUAUUCGGAGGCGCCAGCACGAGCGGAGCGGGCGGCUCGGGCGCCGGAAACAACUCCGCGGGCUCGGGCAUUGGCGGCUCCUCUGUGUCCACCCUGGGCGGCGGAGGAGGCAACAGCGGCAGCAACACCUACGGCACCAUCAUCAACCGACGCCUGUAUCCGCGCAUGGCCGCACGCGCCGCCGCCGGAGCGGCUGUCGAGCGCUCGAACGGGAUGGGCGGCGAGCACGUCCUGCGGGACAUAAUCCGCAACGUGCUGUCGGACAGGCGUCACGCCUUUGAAUUCAUCUUCAACUCGGACGAAAUGGCCGUCGACCCAGAGGAUGCGGCCCCCCCAACAGCAGGCGGAGCCGGAGGAGGAGGCGCCGGCGGCGGAGGCGGAGCAGGCUCAGGCGCAGGAACUGGGGCAGGAGGCCUUGGAAUGGGCCUGGGAAUGGGCCUCGGACUGGGAUCGAGCAGUAGCAUCACCAGUGCGGCCGCCGGCUCCGUCAUCGAUGUUGUGGGAGAACGGAACAGCAGCAGCAGCGGGGGAGGCGGCAUCGGAGGAGAAGCCAACGAUGGGCCAUCUGGCUCUGCAGGUGCCACUGGAGGCCCCGUCCGGCCCGUGCUCAACUUUGACCAGCUCUGGGACGACUUUCUGCAGAGCGAGGGCCUGCGUCUGGCCUCGCGAGCAGGCGGGGCCGGAGGCAGCGGCAGCGGCAGCUCUUCGCAGCAGCAGCACCCGCAGAACGGAGCAGCCUCAAGCGGGACGAGUGGCGGAGGAGCAUCUGGCUCUGGCGCCGGCUCUGGCAGCUCCAUCAACGUAGAUCCCCGUCUGCGCGGCUCCCAGCCGGACAGGCUCCUCCUGGCCCCGGGCGAUGGAUCCAAUGCAAACAGCGGCGGCAAUGGCAACAGCAGCUCGGCCAACGACAACGGCCUGGGCGGCGGCAACAGCGACGGCGCCUCCACCUCCUCCGAUACGGGGGCCCGCGAGAACCGCCGCGAGAUGACCUCGCUGCUGGGAGACGCCAGCAGCUCGGACUCCGACUCGGACGGCUCCUCGGAGAACGAUGAGCGCAACGACGAGGAGGACGACGACGAGGACGAUGCACCCGACGAGGAGGCGGACGAGCACAGCGAGACGGACGUCGACGAGGAGCGGCCCCGCCAGUUCAUCGAGGUAUUCGACCACAUCUACGAGCCGGAGUCCUCCGAGACGGCCUCCAACGAUGCCGACGUCGACGCCGACGACGACGACGACGACGAGGACGUCGAUGACGACGACGACGACGAAGACGACGCCGAUGACGAGGACCAUCGUGCCGCCAUCGACGAUCCCGAGCUGGAGAACCAGAUCGACAUAGCCCUGGCCCUGAGCAACUCGAACAAUCGACCCAGGCGCAGUGCCGCCAUCACGGCCUCCGGCGAGCCAGUGGCCGACGACCCGAUACCCGACGAUGACGACGACGACGAGGAUGUCGAUGACGACGACGACGACUCGGCCGUCAAUGAGGCCGCCAGUCGGGCCGAGGCCUUCCUGUUCGAGCGCCUCGUCGUCGACAAUCCCCUGCUGAUGCCCACGCCCCCGACCAGCUUCCGUGUGCGGAUGAACAGCUCCAUUGCCCAGCCCCUGGACAUUGAUGUAAACGGUGGCGGUGGCGGCGGAGGCGGAGCUGGAGCCGGAAGCGGAAGCGGCGGGAAUGCGAAUGCCAGUGCGAGUGGCAGUGGUGCCAGCGGUUCCAGUGGUGCCGCCGCAGGAGGAGGGGCAGCCUCCUCCGCAGCUAGAGCCGGCUCUGGCGGAGGUGCGGCCGGCAGCAGCAGCAGCGGCGGCGGUGGUGGAGGCGCAGGCGGAGAACGCCCUGGGGCUGCCGCCCUGCGUCCCUCUUCGCGUUCUUGGAUCGCCCCGGACUAUAAUUUCAUCAGCGCCGCAGGCGGAAUACCCACCCCCGGGGGUAGCGGAAGCAGCAAUGCCCCCGCCAAUGGCAACAGCGAGGCAGGCGGUGCCGGAGGUAGCGGAGGCGGAGCAGCAACAGGAUUCCACACAGCCAGCGGAGGAGCCUCAGGAGCGGGAGCGGCAGCGGCAGCGGGAGCAGGAGCAACCGCUUCCUCGAACAGCCAGAACAUGAGCAAUCUCCUGGACGAACAGGUGGCCGGCGGCGGAUCUGGCGGCGGAGCAGCAGCGGCCAGCGGGGGCGGUGGCGGCGGAGGGGGCUCCGGCUCCUCGGCCCUGUGCAACAACGGAGUGCGCCGUCGCCUGAUGUACUUGGACCAGCAGUACUGCGUGUGCAUGCCCACGCACCAGAACCCCACGGAGGAGACCCAGGUCGAGAUAUUCACCCAGGACGCGCUCCACUGGUGGCUGGAGGAGGCCAAGGCCCUGGACAUGGAGAGCCAGACGGACGCGUGCCUGUACGCAGCGCACUUCCUGCUGCCGCAUCUGAUCCGGCAGCUGAAGGCGGCCCACUACCAGCGGAAGCAGGAGGAGGCCGCGCGCCAGUCGGCCAUGGCGGCCGCGGCCGCAGCAGCAGCCUCCACGGCCACCACCAUACCGACGCCAACGGCCACAACGCCGACCACCACCGGGUCGUCGGUGACAUCGACCUUCACGAGUGCCACAGCCACAGUGACAUCGUCGCCGGGAGCGGCAGGAGGCGCCACAACCACGAUCAGCUCCAGCUCGAGCAGCAGCAAUCGUCGCAGCUCCAUACCCGUACUGAUUCCCAUGCUGAUACCCUCUUCGCUGGCGCCAGCGCCGGCGGCAUCACAGGCCCAGCCAUUGGCCACCAGAGGAGCGAACCCCAACGAUGAAUCCACGGCCACAACAACGACGACUGCAACGAUAGUGUCCAGAGCGACAGCCAUAGCGACAGCGGUAGCGACAGCAGCGACCAUUUUCUCAGCGAACAGCGACACAGCUUCUGCGCCAGCCGAAGCCCUGGCCACGCCGCCGUAUGCCACAUCGGCUCGUUCGCGCCCGCUGCGUGCACCGAUACGCAACGCCACAAUGCGCCGGAACGAGCCACGGCCGUCCUUCAAUAUAUUCGCAGAGAUUGACCUGACCGACGAUCCGGACAAUGACAAUGAUGAUAUUUUAGAUCCAGUAGGAACAGAUCCACGUCUGAUACUGUUUCCCCCAGAAGAGGAGGAACCACCGCAGGCACAGGCAGAGGCGCAGGCAGAUGCCUUGGCUGUGGCCCCGAGACACCCGCCAGUGCCGCAUUUGCCAUCGGCCAGCGGCAGGCCGCCUCGUCUCCAUGCUCGCGGACAGGAUUUGAAUAUAUUCAAUGAAUUUGGACAGAAUGCCCCGCGCAUCCUUAAUGGACGCACCCAUCGGCUGAUGUACGGCCAACAUCAGCGGCUGCAUCAUCAUGCGGGACGUGGGCCGGCCCCGCCACCGCCGCCACCAUUGGCGCCGUCGCCGGCCUCAGUGCUCGAUUUCUAUCCGACAACAGCGUUCAUGGCGUCGUCGUCCUCUCGCGACCAGGACCAGGCCCCCACCCAGGAGAAUGUGCAGGAGGAGGAAGUGAAUGUCAGCCUGUUGCAGCCCGGCAUACUGGAUGAGCCCGAGCCAGCGGCUGCACAGCGCCAGCAGGAGGAGCAGCAGCCCCUGGACAGCGGCAGCAGCAGCAGCAGCAGCAGCCGACCAGAUCCACCGCCACCACCGCCGCCCACUGAUAGCACAACGCCGCCCAUCCAGGUGGCCAUCAUCGAUGAGCCGCUCUGGGGAGUGGCCACACUCAGCCGUCCCCCGCGGCCGACCACAGCACAUCCGCAGCAGCAGCAGCAAUCCACCAGGACGUCGGCCUCCGCUGGAGGUCGCAAUGGGAUACUCUUUUUGGGAUCGUCUCCCACCAAUGCCGCAGGAGGGGCCUCCUCUUCUGCCGCUAUAGCGCCAGCGCCAGCCUCAGCUACAGCGACACCGACACCGACAGCUGCUCCCAGCACAGAUGAAGGAGGAUCUAGUGGUGGUGCGACGGCCACUGCCACUGCACCUGCCACUGCCAGUGCCACUGCGAGUGGCUCUGGAACUGCAAGCCGAACCGUCACUGACAUGAGCCCCGAGGUGCGUGCCGCUCUGGGGGAUCUAGAGGUGCCAGAGGGCGUGGACCCCUCCUUUUUGGCGGCGUUGCCCAGCGAGAUGCGCGAGGAGGUGAUCCAGGAGCAUCUGCGUAUGCAGCGCAUCCGCCAGCGGGCCCAGCAGAACGCCAUCCAGAUCGCCCACGACUCGCUCGUGGAGGUGAACCCCGAGUUCCUGGCCGCCCUGCCGCUUAGCAUCCAGUCGGAGGUGCUCAUGCAGCAGCGCAUCGAACAGCAGCGCCAGGCGGCACAGACGGCCAACCCCGAGGAUCCCGUCGACACGGCAGCCUUUUUCCAAAAUUUACCCGAGAAUCUGCGUCAAGUGAUACUCUCGGACAUGGAGGAGUCGCAGAUUGCCAGCCUGCCGCCAGAGCUGGCCGCCGAGGCCCAGUUCCUGCGUCGCGACUGGGAGACACGCAACGGGCCGCGCCUGGGGGAUGCCCAUCCCCCCAGCAGUGCGCUGUCCCGUUAUCAGAACUCGCUGCAGAACCUGGAGGAUGCGCGCUGGCACAGCUCCAUUUGGUACGAUGCCAGCGGCAAUGCCCAGCCGCAGCACCACCAGCACACGACGAUUGUGCACCAUCAUGCCCACAGCCACGCCCUGAACGUGGGCAAGCCGCUGGCCCUGCUCAUGAUGGAGGACGAGAACAUCCUGCUCGAUCCGGACUCCCUGGCCACGCUGCUGCUGUUCCUGUUCGUCGAGGACCAGAAGGUGAACAGCGUGCGGCUGCAUCGCGUCAUCCGGAACCUGUGCCACCACGAGCCGACCCGCGACUGGAUCAUCAAUGCCCUGAUCAACAUUGUCCAGAAAACGAACGAGGAGAGCGCCAACUUCGGGGCGGGCCAGGGCCAGGGACAGGGCAGCAAGCCCGACUGGCUCAAGCUGCGCGUGGACGCCGCCUUUGGGUACAAGAGCAACAUAUUCCUGAUCAAUAACCUCCACGACGAGGCCGGCGGCAGUGCCAGCGGCAGUGGCAGCAGCAGCGGCAGCGGCAGCGCCAAGAGCAUCAGCAUUAAUCCGCAGGCGGCCCAAAUGAUUGUCCGCAACUGUUUGGACCUGCUGUUCGUCCUGGCCAAGCACUAUCCGUCCAGCUUUGUGCCCUACCAUCGCGAGGCCAAGGCCCGUCGCAUGCUUAGCGCCGUCUUCGGCCUGCCGCCCCCCAUCCCGGGAGCGCCGCGCGUCGAAGAACAGCCGCCGCCGCAACAGCAGCAGCAGAACCCACCCGCUGGCGGUACCCUGGACUUUCGUUCCCGCUUCUAUCGCUACCAGGUGGCCAAUCGGAUGCGGGCCAUGAUCGAGGAUCAUCAUCCCCGAAUGCUGGCCCCACCCACACCGCCCCCAGUCCAGCCCAUAGCCACAGUCCAGGCCACAGCCACGCCCACAGCUCCAGCUCCAGCGCCGGCUCCAGCCACGCCGCUCGACGAUGAGGCUCCCUCGACAUCGAAGGCAGCUGCAGCCAAGGCGGCAAAGGCAGCCACGACCACAGCAGCCACUGCAACGGAUGUGGGAAGCGGAACAGGAACAGGAACAGGAACUGGAAGUGGCUACCAGACCAAUUCGUACAACUUCUGGGAUGUGGUGCUGAACAUCGAUCGACAGACGGAGGAGCGCAUGAAGCACGUGGCCGAGUUCCCGAUCGUUUCGCAGCCCACCUGGGAGUGGGUGGCCAAGACAGGAGACUUCCUGUCGUUCAGCGACUCGCCGUUCGGGCAGCUGCUGGCCAUGCUGCCGUACAAGGUGAUCUGCCGGUCGCCCCACCUGACGGACAUGCUCGUGAAGCUGCUGGCCUCGCUCAGCACAGAGCUGCCCAAGGAGGAGGAGCCCGGCCCUGGGGCCGAGCCCCAGAUGCCCACGCUGAUACCCAUCAACCAGGCGGUGCUCAAUCAGCAGGCCCAGCAGAACCAGGAGAUGACCCAGGCAGCGGCCGCCCUGACGGGCGCCAAUGCCACUGGCGACGCCGGUCACACCACCACGCACGCUAGUCGUCCCCUGCCGGAGCUCAAGAAGAUGCCGCCGCCGCCGCUCACCCUCCAGAUGCCGGUCAAGCCGAAGCGCAAGAUCUACGCGAAGAACUUCUCGCAGCUGCAGCUCGUGAUCGAGGUGCUGACGCACCAGUGCGGCACCACCGAGGGCCUGGACAACGUGGCCAAGCUGAUUGUCAAUCUGACGCAGUGCUCGCAGGCAUCGAAUGCCAUUUUCAUACAGUACUUGACCGCCGCCAUUCUCGGCCUCGCCGAGGAGGUGCGCCAGGCCAUCCAGACGCUGCUCCAGGAGAUACGGGCGUACAACAUCAAUGCGGGAUUGCCCAGCACCUCGAAACAGGCAACGGCAGCGGCGGCAUCAGCAGCGGCGACGGGACCCUCCACUUCGGCUGGACUGUUGCCCAAUCUGGCCGUGAACGAGGGAAUCAUGCAGGAUCGCUUCACCGCAGAGCACGUGAUCAUUUCGGCCCCGAAGAACGCCAAGCCGACGUGCGAGCUGCAGCUGCCGUCGAUGAAGAAACUGAUGUCGAACUCCUCCUCGCAGCCGUUCUUCCUGCGGACCCUGAAGAUCUUCAUGCAGGUGCGGGACAUUUACGAGAACCAGACGGUGGCCUCCGACGACGAGGAGGACUUCAUCGACAUCCUGGGCGAUGGCGGUGCCACCAGCGGCAGCAGCUCGGAUGCCUCGCGCUUCCGGGCCCGCAUGGAGACGAAUCAGCAACCCUCGGACGGGGGGGCCAUCGACGGGGAUGGCGACGGCGACGGUGACGGCGAUGGCGACGACGAGGAUGACGAUGAGGAGGCCAUGCCCCUGGGGGGCGGCUCGUCCAGUAGUUGCGGCGUCGGCGGAGGCGGGGCUGGUGGCAGCGGUACGGCGGACAGCGGCAGCAAGCCGGGCAAGCCGACGCUCAGCCAGAUCCUGUGCCUCGAUGUCCUGUGGCACACGUUGAGCGAGUGCCUGGUGGCACUGGAGGAGUCCAAGGACGAGUUUGCCGUCCUCGUGCUGCAGCCCACGGUGGAGGCCUUCUUCCUGAUCCACGCAUCCCAUCGCAUACCCAAGAAGGGGGCACGCGGCGGCCGCGCAGCCUCAGCCGGCCGCACAGUGGGCGGCAGUGUGUCCUCGUCCUCGGUGCAGGACAUUAGUCCCCUGAUGGACGAGGGCAGCGGCAGCACAGCCUUCGGCUCGGACGAUGCCCAGGAUGCCAGCAACACGUCCAUCGGCAGCACUGCCAAUCCCAGUCCCAAUGCCGGAGCCGCGUCCGCGAGCUGCGGCUCCACAGCCGGUCUGAGUGCCCACGAGGCACAGCUGAAGCAGGAUCGCCACAAGUUCCUUCAGUUCGCUGAGAAGCAUCGAACUGUGCUCAACCAGAUCCUGCGCCAGUCCCCCACCCACCUGUCGGACGGCCCCUUCGCCGUCCUCGUGGACCACACGCGCAUCCUGGACUUCGACGUGAAGCGCAAGUACUUCCAGACCGAGCUGGAGCGCCUCGACGAGGGCAUACGCCGCGAAGAGCACACGGUCAGUGUGCGACGCGUGACCGUCUUCGAGGACUCGUUCCGUGUCCUGUACCGUCUGGGCCCCGAAGAGUGGAAGAAUCGUUUCUACAUCGUGUUUGAAGAUGAAGAGGGUCAGGACGCUGGCGGCCUGCUACGUGAAUGGUAUGUGAUCAUAUCGCGGGAGAUCUUCAAUCCGAUGUACGCUCUGUUCUGCGUGUCGCCGGGCGAUCGCGUCACCUACAUGAUAAAUCCCUCCAGCCAUGCCAAUCCCAAUCAUUUGAGCUACUUCAAGUUUGUCGGACGCGUGAUUGCCAAGGCCGUCCACGACAACAAGCUGCUGGAAUGCUACUUUACGCGCUCCUUCUACAAGCAUAUCCUGGGCAAGCAAGUGAAGCACACGGACAUGGAAUCGCAGGACUACGAGUUCUACAAGGGCCUCGACUAUCUCAUGAAGAACGACAUCUCCAAUCUGGGCUACGAGGUGACCUUCUCCACCGAAGUGCAGGAGUUCGGCGUCACCCAGAUCCGUGAUCUCAAGACAAACGGACGCGACAUCCCAGUAACCGAGGACAACAAGUUCGAGUAUGUGCAGCUGGUGUGCCAAUUGAAGAUGAGCGGCUCCAUACGUCAGCAAUUGGAUGCAUUCCUCGAGGGCUUCUACGAUAUAAUUCCAAAGCAUUUAAUCUCGAUUUUCAACGAACAGGAACUGGAACUUCUCAUAUCCGGCCUGCCAGAUAUUGAUAUAGAAGAUCUGAAGGCCAACACCGAAUAUCACAAGUACACGUCGAAGUCGGCACAGAUCCAAUGGUUCUGGCGUGCGCUGCGCAGCUUCGACCAAGCGGAUAGGGCCAAAUUCUUGCAGUUUGUCACCGGCACCUCAAAGGUCCCGCUGCAGGGCUUCGGCUCGCUGGAGGGCAUGAACGGCAUACAAAAGUUCCAAAUCCAUCGCGACGAUCGCUCCACAGAUCGCCUGCCAUGUGCCCACACUUGCUUUAACCAACUGGAUCUGCCGAUGUACAAGUCCUACGAUAAACUGCGCAGCUGCCUGCUGAAGGCCAUUCAUGAGUGUUCCGAAGGCUUUGGCUUCGCCUAAGCGAAUGCGAGUCCACGCCCACACAGCACUCGAUGAUUCCUAGACGACGACGACGGCAACAGCGUAGCGCUACGCGAACACCCACGAAAACGAAAUUUCAAUUAAUCUAAGCCACUCCCCCCCACACACAUAUAUAUUCGUGAAGAGAGUACAGAACAGCCACUGCAGAUGUGAGAGAGCGAGCGAGACCGAAGGCGCAAGCGUAAGGCAGCAGGAAAAAAGAAAAAUUAAAAAUAAAAAAGAAUAAAAACAGCAGCAGCAGCGGCAAACAGCAAAUGCAUAAACAUACAAUACAUAUAGUUAAAUAGUAUAUAUAAAAAAUGUUGAAUUAAUUAUUAAUUUUCGCGCCUAUAUAUAUACAAUAUAUAUUUUCUUAAAUUUUCAAAAAGGAAAACGAAAGUCGGCGAAAAAUCUUGGAAGUUUAGAGAGAAAGUAUAGAUUCCCAAAACGAAAACAAAAACCACACGAAAGAAAGAAGAAAAUUACACACAGAACACAACGGAAGAUAAGAAGAAACGAAGGAAUAAUUCUAAAUUUAGUGUGCGUAGAUCAUUUAAAAUAUGUUUUUUCGUUUUUCUGUCGAUUCAAACAUUUCCUUUCCCAUUAAACAAGCAAGAUAACAAUAAAAAAUACAAAUAAAACACAAAAUACAAAACAAUA
This is a messenger RNA of Drosophila pseudoobscura, 17685 nucleotides long. RefSeq names its product HECT, UBA and WWE domain containing E3 ubiquitin protein ligase 1 (gene HUWE1). The record is from RefSeq and is a predicted model, not a curated record. Gene Ontology annotation, molecular function: ubiquitin protein ligase activity; protein binding. Lineage: Eukaryota; Metazoa; Arthropoda; Insecta; Diptera; Drosophilidae. The coding region runs from base 526 to 17025 and encodes 5499 amino acids. Gene Ontology annotation, cellular component: nucleus; cytoplasm. Gene Ontology annotation, biological process: protein polyubiquitination. The transcript has 16 exons.